This is a messenger RNA of Marchantia polymorpha subsp. ruderalis, 1066 nucleotides long. Lineage: Eukaryota; Viridiplantae; Streptophyta; Marchantiopsida; Marchantiales; Marchantiaceae. The record is from the annotation of a GenBank genome assembly.
UAGGGUUACCGGAGAGAAGCUUCGACUUAGGCCAAGCUUCUCUCCAUUGACAGCCCUUUCCUUUCCUCCCUCGCGUCCCGUCACUCCUCUCGUACCGAACGCAGGCAGUCGCCUUGGUCCUCGAAAAUUCGCCACAAUGGGGCGUAUGCACAGUCGCGGAAAGGGUAUGUCCUCUUCGGCUCUGCCUUACAAGAGGAACCCACCCAGCUGGUUGAAGAUCACCACCCAGGAGGUCGACGACCAUAUUUGCAAGUUGGCUAAGAAGGGUCUGACCCCUUCCCAGAUUGGUGUCAUUCUUAGGGAUUCCCACGGAAUCUCCCAAGUGAAGAGCGUUUCUGGAAGCAAGAUUCUCAGGAUUCUCAAGGGUCACGGGCUUGGUCCUGAGAUCCCCGAGGAUUUGUAUCACUUGAUCAAGAAGGCUGUUGCCGUGAGGAAGCACCUUGAGAGAAACCGCAAGGACAAGGACUCCAAGUUUCGUCUUAUUUUGAUCGAGAGCCGUGUUCACCGCUUGGCCAGAUACUACAAGCGCACCAAGAAGCUCCCACCCAACUGGAAAUACGAGUCCGCCACUGCCAGCACUUUGGUUGCGUAAGUGUACAGACGUACCACAUCCCAGAAUGUGAUGGGAUAAUGCACGGGUUCAUUUGUGGAGCUCGACGUUCGACCCAAAUUUGGGUGCCCAUGAGCACAAGCUGAUCAGUAAGAUUUGUCCUUAGAUUGGGCCAUGUAUCUGAACUCACUGUGAUUAUGGGCAUAGUUCGUCCGGUUUCAUCAUGCGUUCCACCACUGGCACUGGGAUUCAAUAGAGUAAAGAAUUUUAAUGAAACAUUCAACAUACUUUCCUCUAGCUGAAAUACAAAUGCGUGGAUCUCACGAUGUCUUUUUGUUCCCCGAGGUCCACACACCGUUGUGAAGUUUUGUCACGCGAAUGUAGUUAACCUUAUGGUUUCACCACACGUAGCUCAUUAAUACACUAGAUUCAAACAAUCCAUCCGAUAUUGCAAUGGUAAAUGUUUGUUUCUCUCCCCGUGGUUAUAUUGUGCUGAUUAUCUUUCCUUUGCUGGUU